Messenger RNA from Haliotis rufescens (red abalone), 2744 nucleotides. RefSeq lists its product as uncharacterized. The record is from RefSeq and is a predicted model, not a curated record. The transcript is spliced from 5 exons. The coding region runs from base 23 to 2083 and encodes 686 amino acids. NCBI's taxonomy places the organism in Eukaryota, Metazoa, Mollusca, Gastropoda, Lepetellida, Haliotidae.
GUACGUGGAGGAGUACCAAGAGAUGAGGACAGUCCGGAGAUGGCUGACGGAGCGGAUAUCAGUGCUGGUGGUGACUUUACUCAACAGGAAGCAACAGCGUAUCGGCGAAUCAGCGUGCUGUCUACUCGCCGUGGACCCGAGUUUCAGCUCCAUCAGAGACAAGAUCAACGAGGCGAUGGAUGCAGCCACGGAGUCCUUCCUCAGACAGAGGCAGUUCUGUCUUAUUCUCGACUUUAACUCGGCUGUCGAGCAGUGGUGCCGUAAUGCUCUGCACAUGCGCUGUGAGGCGAAGGGAGCCAAGAUCGUCAUCACCAAUGGUGACGAAAUUCCCGACUUCUCCGACACUGGUGGGAAUGUCUGCUGUCGAUAUAUGUGCAUGCCGUUCAGGUUCCUACAGGGAAAAGCAUAUAAGGUGCAGCGUCGUUCCAAGUAUGACGACAGCGAGGUUGUGUUUGAUGACGAACAGAUCAUGCUGUGCACAGCCAAUACAAAGUUACAGUCGUAUGCAGAGAAAGCUUUGGCGAGCGUCCCUACCCCAUCAGGCCGCAGGGUCACAAAGAAGAAGAACACAGUCACGUUCACGACGUCGACACAGACAGCCGCCGACAGUAAGGACACCAAACAGAACAACGGCGACUGUGGCGUCAUAGACCUGGAGGAUACAGAGCGCGGCGGCGAAGACGAAAAUGUGACGUCAUGUAGAGAUACCACUGCGCAUGACCGUGUCUUUAGGGACAAGGACAGAGCGUGCAUGACGUCAUCAGAUCCAAAUAGGGAAAGCUCCCUUGAGAAAACUUCCGAAAAAUCAGGUGAUUUCAUUCCGGUUUCGAGUAAGAAAACGCCAAGUUACAGACUAAACAAUAAAAACAAUAUGGCAGAAAAGAGAACUAUUCCGACCCCAAAACCAGAAGAAGGAAAACCGGAAGUGCAGAGGGAGACAACUGACACAUUAGACGAAAGUUCAAGAUUGGAUUCAUCGUCUGGGUCACGUGAUCCUAAAAUGGACAUAAAAGCGGAAGUGCAUUGUGAUAAUGUAUUAGAACACCCCGGUGUUGAGGACGAGGUUAAAAUCAGUUACACCAAGAGUAAGUUUAGCAAUGUGAACGAUAUUGAGACAAUUAUUGAACCUCCUUAUGAGGAAUCUGUGCGUUCAUCCAUUCAGACAUUGAAGUUGGGAAACUUCACCUCCGAGCAGAGAAAUAACCUUCAGUUAAGCAUAGAUGUGUUUGAUAGAAAUCCCAACGAAACUGUGAUAUCGGAGCAACCAAAAAACGAAUCUAACGUUUCCGUUGCUAAGCAACAGAAGAGAAUAGACAAAAUGUUGAAAGAUAUUAUGGGUCCGGCUUCGAAUCCAAUUAAAAAGCCUCCUAGAAAAGGUAAGACCAAGAAUGGUGUCAUAAACAAAGGUUUUCAGGGGGAGACCGAGGAUGGGAAACAGCCAGAAGGAGACCACGUGAGACCUCUGACCUCAGAUGGGUCUCCGUUUUCAAGGAAUGACGGUUAUUCCACGCUGCCGCUGACGAAGGUCAAUGGCGGAAGGUCGACGGCCAAAUCUGCAGAGUUUGAGAAAAGCCAUGGCGGCGAUUUUACAACGUUAGUUCAAUCAAUCAGUGCCAAAAGGGUGACGAAGAUUAGGAAGAACUUCAUGGAGAAGGAAGAAGAGAAACUCUUCACGCCAAGGAUCCUGCUGGAGAAGGACCGGAACUGCUUCUCUGACCUUGAACCGGUAGAGGAUUUCACCGACGUCGAGGGUCACGCCGCGUCUGACAGAGAAGGUGUUGGCUCGCCUAGGGUGAUCAGUGUAAAGAGGACGGACAAAACAGUGUCGAUGGACUCCGUCAGGACGCACACGGACACCGAGUUAGAGCUUACUGAUUGUGACACGGAAGACAUGAGUGUUUCCGAGAGUGACACUAAAGCGCAUGCGCGUAGAACUAAAUCAAACAAGCGGCCAGACCGAGGCCAGCGUGGACAGUAUGACUCCCGCCGGAAGUACCUCGCUUUGAAUAGUCUGAGAAGAAAAACAAAAGCAAAAGCAUUGAAUGCGGAAAUACGAAACCGAAUUCGACUUGCCCAACAUUGAUAAUAGCUGUACCUGGGUACAUAGACUGCCGGGGGAAAAGAAAGGUAAACUUUAAAUAUUGCGUGUGACUAAAAAGUUACGAACGUUAUCAAAACGUUAUUUAGUUGAAAACAGUCGCCGAACCGCUUCAAAGUUUGGGUCCAAAACACAACUAUGUUUCAAUACAUCACCGAAUAAUUUUUGUGUUUCAUUUUUAGCCACCAUCAAAUGUGGGAGUAUACUUUCUUUUCCCCGGCAGCAUGUAAAGAAUCGUCAUUAUUAUGCUACCACAAAUGACGAAAUGUGAACUCGCUGGAGGAAUUUCACGAUACGAAACACUGAAACAACCCCAUGUUGAUACCAUGGAACACAAAUCAUGUGUUGCUCAUCCUUGUGUCAAAUCAAUAUUUAUUCAUGUAUACAUGUUACUUGCAUUCCGGUAUGACCUUGAAAAUGUACCGUCGUAUCAACCAAAGAAUAAGCUUACCUAUUUAAUUAUUUAUUUAUUGUAUCCAUUCGUUAUUUAUUUUUCCAUUAAAUGUUUAUCAUUGUCUAUGAAACAUGAAUACUUCGUCUUCAUUUAUUAAGCGUACCAUGGUAUUGGUGGUCUUCCCUUUAUGUGUCAGGAUCCGCUGUAUUGGACUUGAGACCGAUUGUGCCCCUUCUUCUGCUGCACCAUACC